AUGUAUCUAAGUAAAGAAAAAGUAACAUGUUUUUAUUGUGAUUGGAAUGGUCAUAAAGACAAGGCGAAAGAUCAUUGCAAAAAACACCAUCCUGGUAAAACAUUCAAAUUAAAGAUUGUUGAAAACAACAUGGAAAAAUUGUUUCAAAAGCAAAUAAAUCGCGAAACAGCAACAACAACAGAUGUUAUUAAUGAUGAUAUACAAGAACAAGAGGAGCAGUGUUCUACUGUUGUCUCUCCGUCGCUAUCUUCAUUAAGUAACUUUCAUGUAUCACCUUUUCCGUCAACUUCUAUUUGUACAAGUCCAACAACAAAUUCAGUUUCGGAUCAAUUAGCAUUAGUGAUGGAACAAUUAAAAAAAAUGAGAAAUGCAAUUGAUCAAAUAAGUUUAGAAAAAACAAAGGUUCAAUUAUCAUCAUCAUCUUCGGAAUCAGAUGAUUUAGAACAAAUGUUUCAAAAUAUCACAUGUUCUAAUAACCUAUAUAUGCUAAAGUAUUUAGAAAUAAAUAUACAAUUAAACCCAGCAUUUGGUGUAUUUGAGUAUGUUGAACAAGAUCCACAUCAGAUUCAAUCCCAACGAUUCAGAAGUUUGAAGAGAAAUUUAAAAUUACAUUAUGAAAAUAAACUUCAUAUGUGGUGUGUUGAAGAAGACGAAAAAGUCAAACAAGAAUUACAUGAUUUUAUUAGAAAAAAUAAAAAAGCUGGUUUCAGUAUUGGUAGAGCAGCGUUAUUUUGCAUUCAAAAUGAUUUAGAUGGUCUUAAAUUUGUGCACACAUGGAAUUUAUUGGAUCUAUGUGGUGCUUCUAUUGGAACUUAUAGACAUAAUCGAUGGUUUUUUCAAGAACUUCGAAGUUCAAUGGCUACAUCUAUGAAACAAAGAGUUAUGGAAUAUUUAACAUCAGUCGAUCCAAUUACACGACAACAACGAUCAAUAGGUAUUACAUUUGAUAAAGUAACAUUGUUAAAAAGGUCUUUGCAAGUGACAAUGCUUGUCAUAAUGAUUGAUGAACAAUUAACACCUAUUUAUUUAAAAUCAUCUUUAUGUAAAACCGAAUUAUCAGGUGAAGAAUUAGCUGCUAAUUGUGUUAAUGUAUUAGAAUCAUUUGGUUUAACUAAAUCUAUGUUACAGGACAAAUUAACUGGUGGUGCUGUCGAUGGUGCCUAUAUUCAUAUGAACAUAAAUGAGCAUUUAUGUAAUAAUAUAGGGAUUCAACAGAAUUGGUUAACAAUUUCAUGGGAUGUUGCUCAUUUAUUGGAAUUGGCAAUUGAUGAUACACAAAACCAAAAAAAAUUUAAUUGGUUACAAAUGGUCAUUAAAACUUGUGCUGAAGUGAUGAAAAAGUAUUCGUAUGGUAAACAGUAUGAAUUUCUUAUUCAAGCAGCAGAAGAGAUACAAGAAGAUAUUUUACAACCUAAACAAUUUCACGUAACUCGUUUCGUCAGUUCUCAGUUACGUGUUUAUGAAACAAUAUUGAGAAACUGGAAAACUUUAUAUGUUUUACAAGAAAAAGAUGAUGUAAACAUGGCAUUAAGUCAUGGUGAUAUUAGUACAAGAACGAGACAAAAACUUGAUGCUCAACAAAAACCAGGUGAUAAAGAUGUUGAUAGUGUAGCGGUAAAUGAAAUCGAAAUAUUUUUGUUUCCAAAACUACCUUUUAUUUUUAGUCGAGACAAAUAA
Messenger RNA from Rotaria sp. Silwood1, 1677 nucleotides. The record is from the annotation of a GenBank genome assembly. NCBI's taxonomy places the organism in Eukaryota, Metazoa, Rotifera, Eurotatoria, Philodinida, Philodinidae.